This is a messenger RNA of Leptidea sinapis, 2268 nucleotides long. RefSeq names its product traf2 and NCK-interacting protein kinase (gene msn). Gene Ontology annotation, biological process: protein phosphorylation. The record is from RefSeq and is a predicted model, not a curated record. Gene Ontology annotation, molecular function: ATP binding; protein kinase activity. Bases 211 to 2268 code for a protein of 685 amino acids. The transcript has 17 exons. Lineage: Eukaryota; Metazoa; Arthropoda; Insecta; Lepidoptera; Pieridae.
CACUGCCGGGUGUGUUGCGGUGGAAGUGUUUUGUAUCUGUAAAUCCCUGUUAUAUUUUAAUUGUAAACAAUGUGUUUUAUAAAUUAAUAAGACAUGUAACAAUAAAAACCAUAAAAGUUCAAUCUAAUGUUUAUAUUGAAGUAAUUUUAUAAGUUUUACAUUAAUGUGAGGUUUUGUGGCUUUGUCUUCGUGUGUGACAAUAUCUUCAAAAUGGCGCAUCAACUGGCACCGUCUGUAAAUUGUUCAUUAGAUGAUAUUGACCUCGGUGCAUUAAAGGAUCCUGCAGGAAUAUUUGAACUCAUAGAAGUUGUGGGAAAUGGUACUUAUGGCCAAGUAUAUAAGGGACGCCAUACAAAAACUGGUCAACUUGCUGCCAUCAAGGUGAUGGAUGUUACCCAGGAUGAGGAAGAAGAGAUAAAAUUAGAAAUAAAUGUAUUAAAGAAAUAUUCUAAUCAUCGCAACAUUGCUACUUACUAUGGUGCUUUCAUUAAAAAGAGUCCACCGGGGAAAGAUGAUCAACUUUGGCUUGUUAUGGAAUACUGUGGUGCUGGAUCUGUGACUGACUUAGUUAAAUCAACAAAGGGUCAGUCUCUAAAAGAAGAGUGGAUCUCAUACAUUUGUCGAGAAAUACUCAGAGGGCUUAGCUAUUUACAUUCAAACAAAGUCAUUCAUCGUGAUAUAAAAGGUCAAAAUGUUUUAUUGACUGACAAUGCUGAAGUGAAAUUAGUUGAUUUUGGAGUGUCCGCACAGCUGGAUAGAACGAUAGGCAGAAGGAACACAUUUAUUGGGACACCAUACUGGAUGGCACCAGAAGUGAUUGCGUGUGAUGAAAAUCCAGAAGCAACAUAUGAUAAUCGCUCUGACCUUUGGUCCCUUGGUAUCACUGCCCUCGAAAUGGCAGAAAGUCAACCACCACUAUGUGAUCUACAUCCAAUGAGAGCUCUCUUCCUCAUUCCCAGAAAUCCUCCUCCGAGGUUAAAAUCGAAAAAGUGGACCAAGAAGUUUCAUGGUUUUAUUGAGACUGUUCUUGUAAAGGAUUAUCAUCAGCGACCGUAUACUGAACAAUUAUUAAGACAAGCAUUUAUAAGAGAUCAACCAACAGAGAGGCAAGUAAGGAUACAGUUGAAAGACCACAUUGAUCGAUGUAAGAAGCGUAAGCAAGACAAUUCUGUACGUGAGGACUACAAGUACUCAGGUUCUGAAGGUGAAGAGGAAGAUAAUGCAAUCGCUGGUGAACCUUCCUCUAUUGUACACAAUGCACCGCACCAGGGAGGUGAUACCCUGCGCAGAAACUUCCAACAGAUUCAGGAGGGCAGAGCUGCAGAGGCGCAACAACCUCAACCGCCUCCGAAACGCAACAGCAAACGUGAGGAACGUGAAGAGAUUCCAGAGCCUGGACCACCGGCGAGGCCAUCCAUACCACAAAGACUGAUUGUAGUACCGGAUCCACAAGCACAACAGCCUAACAGAUAUAGGCCUCUACCACCAACACCAAAAUCAUCGGGUUCAUCAAACAGCUCUGAGAGAUCAAACAAUGGCACCCCACCAUCCAGUGGGCCCCAGCCCCCCCAAAGGGGAUCCCAUCACAUGUUUAAGCCAAUGCUUCCACCAAGAAGACCAGAGGAUUUGGACAAGUUGGCUGCUCAACUGAAUGAGUUGAGUGUUGUGUCUGGCAACGACCCACCAAAUCGACCUCCAAGGGCACCCACUAAUGGACAAGGACCACCCGUAGAGAGGAAUCAACCAGAGCCGACGUUUGAUGAUUCCGAUAGUGAUUCGGACGCUGAUGAAGGCGGCGGAAGGGUGCGGAAUGACGGCACUCUCCUGGCCAGCGAUCCACCCAAACCACUGCCGGGACUAUGCGCCGUGUCGGAGGACGGUGUUCCGGCCCCGCCCACUCGUCCACUCCCGCCGACUCCAGACGACGAUGACCCGCACGCUGAUAGGACGCUCGUCAAACGGGGUCGGGCGAGUGGUGCGAAUGAAGGCAGCGGUUCGCGCACCAGCUCAGUGCUCCCCGACCUUCUGAGUCAAGCAGGUCAGCCUACGACACCCCCGCGCCACGACAAGUCUACCAGCGAAGAGUACAGGCAAGCAAUAGCGGGCGGUGGCCAUGCGCCCCACCACCACCCCCACCCGUCGUCCGCCCAGUCCACCCCGUCCAAGUCGUUCAUCGCGGGCGCCGCCUCCCCCCACCCCCUGCAGCACUCCCCCUCCAACUCGUCGGUGGGGUCGCAGCAACAGUUCCUCCCUCUGUCUGAGGCAUAA